Aspergillus glaucus CBS 516.65 is the source of this 417-nucleotide messenger RNA. RefSeq lists its product as uncharacterized. Lineage: Eukaryota; Fungi; Ascomycota; Eurotiomycetes; Eurotiales; Aspergillaceae. The transcript has a single exon. The record is from RefSeq and is a predicted model, not a curated record. Bases 85 to 327 code for a protein of 80 amino acids.
ACUGUUAAGUAGCGAGACCGGUAGGGGGUAGGCCCUAAGCCUACCUCCGUGAUUCAUACAGUCUGCCAUAGCCCCAGGAGCUGGAUGCGGACUAUAAAUUUGAUUGAUAAUAAUAAUAAUCGUCAUCAUCAUCAUGCUGUGAGCUUUCUUCAAACUCCUUUCCCUUUGCGAUCUUUGCAACUCAUCCUUUUUAUCUGGGCUCUUCAUCGCACCCAGAAGAACAACAACAACAACAACAACAACAACAACAACAACAACAACAACAACAACAACAACAACAACAACAACAACAACAACAACAACAACAACGGAGAGCUGCAAAACUAACCAACACUGUUUUACUCGUUUUCUCAGCCCAAUAAGUCUCUGAAUCUGGCCAGGUAGCUGACAUGAAUAAGCAUGAGCGCUUCCCUUUUU